Molecule: messenger RNA, 1452 nt
Organism: Trichomonas vaginalis G3
Lineage: Eukaryota; Parabasalia; Trichomonadida; Trichomonadidae
Product: maltodextrin glucosidase family
Exons: 1
Coding region: 1-1452 (483 amino acids)
Biological process (GO): oligosaccharide catabolic process
Molecular function (GO): alpha-amylase activity
Source: RefSeq, a predicted model, not a curated record
AUGCUUAGUGUACUAUCUCUCUUAGCAUGCAUGUCGAAGUCCGAAGACUUCAACAACAUUAGGAUGUACCAAGUUAUGGUAUCAUCUUUCCAGGAUGGAGAUAGCUCUCUUGGAUAUGGAACUGGAUACGGACCAUCAUCACACAAAGGAGAUCUCCGCGGUAUUAUUAAUGCUCUUCCAUACAUCAAGGGACUCAAUGUAAACGCUCUAUGGCUUACACCAAUUUUCGACUCAACGAACGGACAAGGAGGAAGCCUCCUUCAAUCGACGGGAUACUUCGCGACAAACUACUUCAAGAUAGAUCCAAAAUUUGGUGAUGAAGCAACUUUCAAAGAACUUGUUGACACAGCUCACAAUCUCGGUCUUUACGUAAUCCUUGAUGGUGUCUUCGGUCAUCACGGCGGAGUCAGUAGCGCAUCACCAAAUGGAUUAUGGCCACAAGGAGGAUCGAACCCAGUCUCAUACCCAGGAUCUUUAGACUACUACAAAGAAGUUGCAACAUACUGGAUCGAAAAGUAUGGAAUCGAUGGAUGGAGACUCGAUCAGUGCUACCAGCUCUACCAGAAUGGACAUAACUACAUGUGCGAGAUCAGACAGGCAGUCGAAACACUGUGCGCAACUAGAAAGAACAACGGCGAGAAGUGGGGCAUCCUCGGAUACAUCGUCGGCGAGCACUGGUCUGGUGCAGAAGAUAUCAAUACGAGAACUUAUGGACAGAACGGACUUAGAUCUGCAUUUGACUUCCCAUCAAGAUACAACCUCGUUCAGACACUCGCCAUGGAAGAAUCUGGCGCAGGCGGCUACGGAGUAGAGAACUUAGGAAACGUGUUCAGAACUCCAUCAGAGAAAGGAUACAGUGGCGAUGUCUAUCCGAAUAUGUUCAUCACAAACCAUGACGUAUGGCGCUUCGGAAACCUCAUCCGCAGCAAAUACGGAUAUGCACGCGAGAAUGAUGCUUACUGGAACAGGUACAAGAUCGCUCUCGGCGUCCUCUCAGCUUACUCAGGACCAAUCACAAUAUACUACGGUGACGAGUACGGCGACAUCGCAGAAUGCUGGUAUGGCUCUGGAAACUCAUGCGGAGGAAACACAUACAGCGACAACUGCGCAAGGACAGACGGAAAGAUCAGCGGCUUCAGCACUAAGGAGCAAGACCUUCACGACUUCACUGCAAAGAUCAUGCAGAUCAGGAGCGAGAACCCAUCAUUGUGGAGAGGAACGAACGGAAAGACAUACAGCAACGGUAUCAUCUUCAACUGCAAAUACGACUCACAGACAGGAAACAAAGUCGUUUUCGCUGCAAACCUCGCACAAAACACUGUCACAGCUUCUUACACAGUCGGGGAAACGAAACUCACUGACUUGAUCAGUGGGAAGACAUACACAUCCUCAAACGGAACAUACAACAUUGAGAUGAGCGCUCUUGGUGUUGCUCUUUUCAAGGUUGAAUGA